This is a messenger RNA of Closterium sp. NIES-65, 1035 nucleotides long. The record is from the annotation of a GenBank genome assembly. Lineage: Eukaryota; Viridiplantae; Streptophyta; Zygnematophyceae; Desmidiales; Closteriaceae.
AUGACUUACAAGUUCCACGAGGAUGAGCACGGCGAGGUGAUUGCGGAGAUCCGACGGUCGGAUAUGGAGCCGUACCUCGGGCUUCACUACCCCGCGACGGAUAUCCCGCAGGCGUCGCGGUUCCUGUUCAUGAAGAACCGCGUUCGCAUGAUCUGCGAUUGCAACUCCGCUCCGUUUUCCCUUCGCGUCCUCUCCACUUCCGCCUCCAUUCUCCCCCCGUUACCCCCAUCCCCUCCACCCCCACUGCCCCUCCUCUCCCCCUUCUAUCUCCAGUACAUGGGCAACAUGGGCUCCACGGCCUCGCUCGUCAUGGCCGUCAUCAUCAACGACAACGACGAGGACGCCGUCGCCGCCGGCCAGUCCAAGGGCCGCAAGCUCUGGGGGCUCGUCGUCUGCCACCACUCCUCGCCCCGCUACGUGCCCUUCCCGCUGCGCUCCGCCUGCGAGUUUCUCAUGCAAGUGUUCGGUCUCCAGCUGAACAUGGAGGGUCGAGCUUGGCCGCUCAGCUGCGCGAGAAGCACAUUCUCCGCACCCAGACGCUCCUGUGCGAUAUGCUGCUGCGCGACGCGCCCAUUGGGAUCGUCUCGCAGUCGCCCAACCAUCAUGGAUCUCGUCAAGUGCGACGGCGCGGCGCUGUUCUACGGCGGCCGGUUCUGGCUGCUCGGAACGACCCCUACGGAGCAGCAGAUUCAGGACAUUGCCUCCUGGCUGCUGGAGCAGCAUAAGGACUCCACCGGUCUGUCUACGGACAGUCUCGCGGACGCUGGGUAUCCCAACGCGGAGACCCUUGGGAACGCCGUGUGCGCGGGUGCAUCAACGGCUGGAACGCCAAGGUUGUCGGAGCUGACGGGGCUGCCUGUGGGCGAGGCCAUGGGACGGUCGCUAGUGCACGACCUGGUGCACGAGGAGUCCAAGGAGGUCGUCGAACGCGUGCUUUAUCUCGCGCUGCAAGGCGAGGAGGAGCAGAACAUCGAGGUGCAGCUGCGCACGUGGGGCGCGCAGAAGGAGAAGAAACGCCCGUCAUCCUCGUCGUGA